AAUUUGUCAAUUGGUUAAUGUUUUAAGCGACAUGAUUGUAACGUUUGUACGAUGUUGUAAUUAAUUAACAAAAUGCCUAAAGUUGUUUCAAGAAGUGUAGUGUGUACGGACACCAAAGAUCAGGAGGAAUACCAGGGAGAAAAACCUCUAUAUGUAUACUACUGUAUUUGUGGUCAAAUGUCUCUUAUUUUAGAUUGUGCAAUGGAUAAGUUACCAAUGAGAAGAAGAGAUAAUGCAAGAGUAAUAGACAGUCAGAAACAUGCACAUAGACUAACCUGUGAACCAGAUGAUAUUGUGUUUCUGAGAAGACCGGAAGGCAUAGAGAAACAAUAUAGACAGAAAUGUAAAAAUUGUGGACUAUGGUUGUGUUAUCAUCACCAAGGUAACAGUAAUGUGAUGUUUAUUGUUGAAAAUGCAUUGAAGAGGGAUGCAGCAAAAACAGAUGUUUAUAGUCAGAUUUCAAAAUCUAAAAAAGUAACACUGACUAAACAUACCAAGAACAUGGGUAAAUUCAGUUCAGUAACAGUAUCAACAGUGGAAGAUGAAGAAGAUGAAUUAGAAGCUAAAGAAAUAGCUGACUCAUAUGCUGCUAAUGCCAGAGUAAUAGAGAAGCAGUUAAUAAGAAAAGGAAUGAAUAAAAGAAAGCUGAUGGAAGAGGCUGAAGAGGCAAAGAAAAAGACAAAAGGAACACUGAUUGACAAGACGUGAGAACCAUAGUCAUGUGAUAUAGUCAUGUGACUGUCUGUAAAUAUAAACAAUAUACAAUGUAUAUAACAUGGACAUCUUUUGUACAAUAAGUUUUAUUCAUGCUUUGAUAUGAGUUGUUGUUAUAAAGAUUGAAUAUAGAAGUUUGUACUGAGACCUAUGGAUUGUAAAAACUUGCAUUUCCAACAUAUGCUCAUAAAAUUUAUCAUUAUUUGUAUGUAGGAAUAUGUAUCUGCUAUGUUUUAACUGUGGAUUCAUUUAUUUUCGUAGGUAUUAAUUUUCAUGGAUUGAGGAAAUCUUGUAUUUUCAGAUUCCUUGAACAUUUAAAUUUGUGAUUCACCUGCCUGUACCAAUGAAAACCACCAAAAUUGGUAUGAUACCACAAAAAAUAAUGAAUCCACAGUAUGCUUUAUAGUUUGCAUAUAAUUCUAAAGAUGUAGAAAUGUUUCAUGUGAUGUUUAAUAUUAAGCUGUCAUUUUUGAAGCAACAUUUUCCAUAGCUUUCAUGGAAACAAAUUUCUAUUAUAAAUGUCAUAAAACUUUUGUUAAACUUCUAUGAAAUUGAGGAUUGAGAAUGAGGCAGUAAGAAUAAAAUUAUGAUUGAUGGUGUAAAGUGAGAUUGGAGAGAUGUUAGUGUGUAGAAAGAAAGUGAAGUAGUAUGUUUCUUUAAAUUGGUUGUCAUUAAUGUGUCAACAAAAAAAAGGAAGUUUUAUUUUAUUCAUGUUUUAAGAUAAAAUUGAUGAUUGUAAAAAUCAAGAUCCAUUUUUGUAUAAAAAUAUUGAGAAUUCAA
Mytilus trossulus (common blue mussel) is the source of this 1494-nucleotide messenger RNA. RefSeq names its product STING ER exit protein-like. NCBI's taxonomy places the organism in Eukaryota, Metazoa, Mollusca, Bivalvia, Mytilida, Mytilidae. The record is from RefSeq and is a predicted model, not a curated record. Bases 73 to 708 code for a protein of 211 amino acids. Gene Ontology annotation, biological process: endoplasmic reticulum to Golgi vesicle-mediated transport; endoplasmic reticulum membrane organization. The transcript has 7 exons.